AAGAGCGCCCUCGCAGGUCGUGGCAGCAAACGGGUUCAGUCGGCAACGCGUCCUCUGUGGGCAGGGCGCGCGCACUCGUCCCGCAGGUGCAACUUGGAACGAGCGUUUCUGUUGGCAGGGCGCGCGCGCGCGCCGGGGAAGGGCGAAAGCGCGCUCACGUUUUCACGGCUGGCCGCACUGUUGACAUUUGUGCGCUGCCGCGCGGAUAUUGUCCACGAGUUCGUUCUUUUGCUCCUUCGCUGCCUGACAAUCCUGGAACUAGAAGGUUUUUUUUUCCUUUUUUUGCACGAUACGCAAACCAGUUAAAGCUGGUCCACGCAGAUGAGAUAAAGCCUCCUGUCGAGGGGGGUGAUGCUGGACAUGAUUAAGAGCGAGAUGGACGGGCGCGAGGCGCGGCGCCAGGCAGCAGCAGGUUCCCGCGCGCGAGCCCGCCACUGAAGCGAAGUAGCGCCGCGCGAGAGCGUCGCUUUGAACCGCGCACAGCCUCGAGGAAGAGCGCGGGAAGAGGCGCUCAUGGAGGGCGCUCCCUGCCAGCCGUCGGUCGAGGUCGGGGGAGACCACUGCUGCCCCGGCGGGAUCCCGGCGGCGGUGGCCGCGGGCGCUGCAGCUGGGGCUGGGGCUGGAGCCGGAGCGGACAGACCCGACGUCGCCAGCCCCAGCCAGCUGCCCAAGCAGCGCUCCCUGCGCGCGGUCUACGUGCUCAACGACGGCCUGAAGGCGGUGGCGGCCAACAGCCCCGAGUCGGGGGCCCUUCAGUGCCUGCAGCGCGCGUGCGACGCCGAGAGCGCCAUUCUCACCACGGUCACGUUCGGGCGCCUGGACUUCGGGGAGACGUCGGUGCUGGACACGUUCUACGACGCAGACAUUGCAGUGGUGGACAUGAGCGACGUGUUCCGGCAGCCCUCCCUCUUCUACCACCUGGGCGUGCGUGAAAGCUUCGACAUGGCCAACAACGUCAUCCUGUACCACGACACAGACCCUGACACGGCUCAGUCUCUCAAGGACAUGGUGACACAGAAGAACACAGCUGGAAGGCCGUGCAGUGUAGGCUUUCCCUGGGUGCAGUUGCCUCCAGAGUACCGUGGCUCUGGCCUGAGGAACAAAGCCUCCAGUGGAAACUACUACUUUAUUCCUUACGUGAUGACGCCGAACCAUGAGUACAUGUGCUGUGAGAACGAUGCGCAGCGGAGGGCUUCUGAAUACAUGCAGCCCAGCUGGGACAGCCUUUUGGGCCCCCUGUGUGUUCCCCUGGUGGACCGUUUCACCAGCCUGCUCAAGGACAUCCAUGUGACCUCUUGUGCCUCCUACAAGGACACACUCCUGAAUGACAUCAGGAAGGCACGGGACAAAUAUCAGGGGGAGGAGCUAGCUAAGGAGCUGUCCCGCAUCAAGCUGCGCAUUGACAACACAGAGGUGUUGACCCAGGACAUCGUUAUGAACCUUCUCUUCUCUUACAGAGACAUCCAGGACUAUGAUGCUAUGGUGAAACUGGUCCAAACCCUGGAAAUGUUGCCCACUUGUGACCUUGCCAACCAGCCCAUGAUUCAGUUCCACUAUGCCUUUGCGCUCAACAGGAGAAAUAGUCCAGGCGACAGGGAGCAGGCUCUGCGUGUGAUGCUGCAGGUGUUGCAGUCAUGUGACCAUCCUGCCCCAGACAUGUUUUGCCUCUGUGGUCGCAUCUACAAAGACAUCUUCCUAGACUCUGACUGCAAGGAUACCAAGAACCGUGACAACGCCAUCCAGUGGUAUCGUAAGGGUUUCGAACUACAGCCCACGCUCUACUCUGGGAUCAACCUCGCUGUGCUGCUCAUCGUAGCCGGCCAGCAGUUUGAGAGUUCCAUUGAGCUGCGCAAGAUUGGUGUGCGGUUGAACAGCCUGCUGGGCCGAAAAGGCAGUUUGGAGAAGAUGAACAACUACUGGGAUGUGGGCCAGUUCUUCACUGUCAGCAUGUUAGCCAAUGACAUCUCCAAAGCGGUGCAGGCGGCCGAGAAGCUCUUCAAGCUGAAGCCCCCCAUCUGGUAUCUACGCUCUGUGGUCCAGAACCUGCAGCUGAUCCAGCGCUUCAAGAAGCAGAACCUGGAACACUCGCCGCAACGGGAGAGGCUCAACUUCUGGAUGGACAUCAUAGUGGAAGCAACACGUGGAGCUACCAAUGGACUUCGAUUCCCAGUUCUGAUCCUGGAACCCACCAAGGUUUACCAGCCCUCAUAUGUGUCUAUCAACAGUGAGGCAGAGGAGAAGAAUGUUUCCAUAUGGCACGUGUCCCCGGCCGAGACGAAGGGGAUUCACGAAUGGAACUUCACUGGCACAUCCAUCAAGGGCAUCAGUAUCUCCAAAUUCGAUGAGCGCUGCUGUUUCCUUUAUGUCCACGACAACUCCGAUGACUUCCAGAUCUACUUCUCCACCGAAGACCAGUGUGGCAGGUUCUGUUCUAUGGUGAAGGAGGUGAUCUCAGACGGUUCAGGCAAUGCUGUGGAGCUUGAGGGUGAAGGGGAAGGAGACACGCUGGAGUACGAGUAUGACUACAAUGAGAAUGGGGACCGCGUAGUGCUCGGGAGGGGCACCUAUGGAGUGGUGUAUGCUGGGAGAGAUUUGAGCAACCAGGUGCGCAUUGCCAUCAAGGAGAUCCCCGAGAGGGACAGCAGGUAUUCGCAGCCCCUUCACGAGGAGAUCGCUUUGCACAAAUAUCUGAAGCACCGCAACAUUGUGCAGUACCUGGGCUCCGUGUCUGAGGACGGCUACAUCAAGAUCUUCAUGGAGCAGGUCCCCGGAGGGAGCCUGUCAGCCCUGCUUCGCUCCAAAUGGGGACCCCUGAAGGAGGCCACCAUCAUCUUCUACACACGGCAGAUCCUCGAAGGGCUACGCUACCUGCAUGAGAACCAGAUUGUGCACCGUGACAUCAAGGGGGAUAAUGUGCUGGUCAACACCUACAGCGGCGUUCUCAAAAUCUCUGACUUUGGCACAUCGAAAAGGCUGGCGGGAGUCAACCCCUGCACAGAGACCUUCACUGGCACACUUCAGUACAUGGCCCCUGAGAUCAUCGACAAAGGUCCCAGGGGUUAUGGGGCCCCAGCUGACAUCUGGUCCCUGGGCUGCACCGUCAUUGAGAUGGCCACAGGGAAGCCCCCCUUCCAUGAGCUGGGUGAGCCCCAGGCAGCCAUGUUCAAGGUGGGCAUGUUUAAGAUCCACCCUGAAAUUCCAGAGGCUUUGUCUGCCGAGGCCAAGUCCUUCAUCCUUCGCUGCUUCGAGCCAGACCCCAACAAGAGGGCAACGGCAGGUGACCUGCUCAAGGACGUGUUUGUGCGCCAGAACAUCAAAGGGAAGAAGAACAAGAUUGCUUUCAAACCUUCAGUGUGGCAAGAUUACCUGCGCAGUGUGUCACUUCCAGUGCAGGCGGAGACCACGGGCAGCAGCAGUAGUGACCAUGGGUCUGUCUCCCCCGAGUGUGAUGCAAAACAUGACGUGUUCUUUGAGAAGAAGAAGCGUUCUGCCUCAGAAAACCUCAUCAAGCCCCCCAGCUCCAACUUUCUCAGUGUCCCUGAUGAGGGCUCUGUCUCAGAGGACCGCAGUGCCCCGCCAUCCCCGGAGGACCGAGACUCAGGUCUUUUCUUGCUGAAGAAGGACAGUGAGCGACGGGCCAUCCUCUACAAAGUCCUAAAUGAGGACCAGGACAAGGUCAUUUCCAACCUCAUGGAGAACCACAUACAGGGAAGUGAGGAACUCAAACUGUCAGUGGACCAUAUCAAGCAGAUCAUCUGCAUCCUACGUGAUUUCAUCCGUUCCCCAGAGCGACGUGUCAUGGCAACAACCAUCUCGAAGCUGAAGCUGGACCUGGACUUUGACAGCACCUCCAUUAACCAGAUACAGCUGGUGCUCUUUGGGUUCCAGGACUCGGUGAACAAGGUCCUGAGGAACCAUCACAUCAAGCCUCACUGGAUGUUUGCAAUGGACAACAUCAUCCGGCGCGCAGUACAGGCAGCUGUCACGAUCCUCAUCCCAGAGCUGCAGACACAUUUUGGCCCUGCCUCAGAGAGCGAGGGAGCGGAGAAGGAUGCAGACGAGGUGGAUGUGGAGGAGGAAGGAGAAUUUGGCGCAGCACAGCCGGCAGCCCCUGAGGAUCCAGGUCUCACUUCAGGUGUGAGCACUCUGAGCUCUGUGCUGUCCCAGGAGUGUCAGCGAGUGCACCCAGGCCACCCGGCGGGGGCACAGCUAGGCCGGCUCAAACAGGAGACAAACCGGCUGCUGGAGGACCUGGUGCAGAAGGAGAAAGAAUACCAGCAAGUGUUGAGACACAGUCUCCAGCAGAGGGUGCAGGACCUGGAGCUCAUGCGAGUCAGGAGUCGCCCUAUCGACAUCCACCCACCCGCCAUAUUCCAUAUCCCUGCUGACCUGGAGCCUGACAAGGAGCUCACUGAUUGGCUGAAGGAGCUGGGGGUGGAUGCCAACACCAUAGAGAAGUUUGUGAUGGAAGACUACACGCUGAACGAUGUCCUCAAUGAAGUCACCAAGGAGGACCUGAGACACCUCCAGCUGCGAGGUGGGGUUUUGUGCCGGAUUUGGAGAGCCGUCCAGAGGCAUCGCGGGAGGGAGCACAGGAGACACCUGAGGGGUGGAGAGACCGCAGACGGAUGACGUGGAUGACCCGCUGACCUGGACAACCCAGCUCCACCAGGGUCCCCUGCAGGAGUGUACACUCCAGCCUGCUACACACGCACACUGGUACAUUCAUUGUUGAAACACGUUCUCACAACUGCACACAUUUAUAGACAUGUGCACACACACUUACACAGCUGCUCAGAAUGGUUCCAUGUCUGCGAGCCUUAAUUCUUAGGUGGACACCACUUAAGAGUCCACGUUGGUCUCCAUUUACUCUCCCCUUAUUUAUCACCAGUCACCUUCUUCCGUCUCUCUGAUUGCUCAGUCAUCCCCCUGGAUCGUCUCUUGUCAUUCCCUCUGAUAAACGACGGCAGACUAAUUCACUUUUGCGUAGUUUUAUACAAGUGCUGUCUGUGCUGCUGAGCUGCUGCGUUCCAGCCUUCACCCCACCGUUUCACGCUGAUGGACCACUGCUCUACACUGCUGCCUUGACUGCCUUCGAGGAAAGUUCGCGUGUCGUUUUGUACCCAAUGUGCUGAGUUGUCGAGUUGUCCUGUGGAAUGGAAGUCUGUGCAUCACGUCGGGUUCACAGACAGCAGACCGCUCGACGCUUCUCGUUGUACUUGAUCCAGCUUCAUGGGCUCACAAACUGGGGAGAGCAGUGCAGCUGAAAGAUGUAGGGGGACAACAGGGCUGAACCCCUGAUCCCCCUCCCUUUGUCUCCCUACCAGGAGUUUCAGAACAAUGAGUAAGAUCUCACAUGUGCUCAGCUAAUAUGUGGAGCACUGCUAUAGCAGGGCUGCCGGCUGCCAACUCAUAUGGGGCUCCACACGGGGAGAAGACUUGGCUUGCGUGCUGGGACUGAGGGUUCGAAGCUAUUCUGUGUGACUCUGAAGUGCACACCACAGCUCAACGAUAAGAUGAACCCCAUGCAAGUUUGUGGGACAUUGAAAGGGUAGCGGAAAGUCAGAGAUGCCCUGGCGCACUGCGACCUUGGAGGAGGCAGCAGGUAAAGCAAGCAGCUCAGUGUAGUGUGCAAACCAAAGAAUACAGUGAUUCGGGAUCUCACCUGUGCCUUUCUUCUGUUUACUGUCUUUUUCUUUUUUUUGGAUAAAACUGUUGCUGUAUGUCUGUUCUGCAGCUUUACGUACUGUUUUACUUAGUUCCUUUUGUUUCUUUUCAGGAAAGCGCAUUAAAUUAUAUCGCACUGUUUAUAUUAUGCUGAUGCUCCCUGUGUGCCUUCAUUUCUUCUUUGUGCUGUGAUGACAUGAAAUGUAUUCUGGGAUCACAAAUGUCAGUGAGAGCAGCAUGAUGACCGCUGAAUGACCACCACACACGGCUUACGCUUUACUGACCUUUCGUUCCCCUCUCAUUUCCACUCAGUAGAGCUGCUAAAGGCACAAAGUAUUGUCAUAUUUACC
Scleropages formosus (Asian bonytongue) is the source of this 6017-nucleotide messenger RNA. It is a transcript of the gene map3k15, whose product is annotated as mitogen-activated protein kinase kinase kinase 15. Bases 514 to 4632 code for a protein of 1372 amino acids. Lineage: Eukaryota; Metazoa; Chordata; Actinopteri; Osteoglossiformes; Osteoglossidae. Gene Ontology annotation, biological process: cellular response to stress; MAPK cascade; protein phosphorylation. The transcript is spliced from 31 exons. The record is from RefSeq and is a predicted model, not a curated record. Gene Ontology annotation, molecular function: MAP kinase kinase kinase activity; ATP binding; protein binding.